AUGAAGAAAAGUUUGAGUAAUUUAAUUCCGAAUAGUUUUGUAAAGAAAUAUUCAUUCAGACCACCUGAUCCAGCAAAAUACACUUUUGAGUUUAGAGAUAGAAAAUAUCAUUUUUUUCCAAUAAUAAAAGGACAGAAGAAACAAAUUUUCAGUUAUUAAUUACAAAUAGACUCAUACAUACUAAAAAAUGAUAAAUUACACGUUCCUCUAAUUCAUUUUUCAGGGUAGAUGUUAAUGUAAAUAUAGAUUGUAAAAUGCGAAAACUGAAGCAUCAUUAUCAAAAGAAUGUUUAUUUAAUUCUAAGUCAUUUUAAUGUGAUACAGAGAAAUUAUCCCAGAGGAACAGGAUGCUAGUUAUAUUUUCUCAUGCAAAUGCAAGUGAUUUGGGAGAUGUAUAUUUUUUUGGUGAAAGGAUAAGUAUAGAAUAUGGGGUUGAUUUUAUUGCAUAUGAUUAUACAGGUUAUGGAAUAGGGUUUGGAUAAUAUAAAGUUAGUGAAUAAUAAACAUAUGAUGAUUUGUAAACUGUAGUAUCAUUUGCAACUAAUAGAUUAAAUUACUCUUUGAAUUAGAUUAUAUUAUGGGGUUUUUCAUUAGGUUCAGGUCCUGCUUCUGAAAUAGCUACACGUUUUUAUGGAUUAGCAGGUUUGAUAUUAUAAGCUCCCAUUGCAUCUAUAUAUAGUUGGUUUGGAGAAGGAGAUUAUGGAGAAUAGGACAUGUAUGUUAAUUAUAAGAAGAUUUAAAAUGUUAAAUGCAACAUAUUAAUAAUUCAUGGGGAUUAAGAUAAAAUUGUUGGUCAAGAGCACAGUGAGAAAUUGUACAAUACAUAUUUGCAAAAUAAUAAUAGAGAGAAAAUUCAAUUGAUAAUAGUAAAGGAUGCUGGACAUAAUGAUUUAUAAUUUUAUAUAGAGAGAGGAGAGGAUGAAUUGGGAGCUUAGAUUCGUCAUUUUUUAAGGUAAAAAGGAGCAGGAUAUAGUGAGUAUGAGAAUACAUUAUUGAAAAAAUGUUAUUUGAAAGAACACAUUCCUGGAUAAAAUAUUUAUUAAUGUAAUUCAUUAAAAAAGUUUUCAUAUUCUUAAGAAAUUUAGUUGAAGAAAACACAUAGUUUAUUCUCUUUUUGUACUUGUGAUUGA
Messenger RNA from Paramecium pentaurelia, 1129 nucleotides. The record is from the annotation of a GenBank genome assembly. NCBI's taxonomy places the organism in Eukaryota, Ciliophora, Oligohymenophorea, Peniculida, Parameciidae.